GUUUUUGUUCAAUAUUUUUAUUUUAUAUAUUUCUAAAAAAAUUAAAAUAAAAUAAUCUUACAAAAUGAAUUCAUCAAAUCAGCAAAUUUGGUUAUUUUUACUUGUGGUUAUAGGAUGUAUUCAUAUCAACACAGCAUUUGCAGCGAGACAAAAACGUCAAUUAGUUCUAGGAUUUGCAAAUUCAUCACAACUAACGACAGAAGCUCCUAGUUUAUUAGGUACCACUGGUGAAUCAUCGGGAUCACUGGGUGAUUUAAUUAAUAAUUUGAUGGGGUCGUCUGACGAUACAGGAUCAUCAGAGGAUACAACUACAUCAACGACUACAACUACAACAACAACGACGACGACAACAACCACCACCACCACUGAAGCUCCAGAUACAACAUCAUCAACAACAACUGAAGCUUCAGAAACAACUACAACAACCGGAUCUACAACUGACUCUACAGGGUCUACAGAAUCUACUACUGAUUCUUCAGGAUCUACAGAAGCAAAUGAUCAGACAACAACAGAAUCUUCUGGAGGAGGUCUUGAUGGCUUUCUCAGUAGUUUAUUCGGUGGGUCAUCUGAUGACUCUUCAGAGUCAGAAUCAACAACUGACUCUUCAGGAUCUACAGAAUCUACCACUGAUUCUUCAGAAACCACAACUGACUCUUCAGGAUCUACAGAAUCUACUACUGAUUCUUCAGGAUCUACAGAAUCUACCACUGAUUCUUCAGAAACCACAACUGACUCUUCCGGGUCUACAGAAUCUACUACGGAUUCUUCAGGAUCUACAGAAGCAAAUGAUGAGACAACAGAAGGUAACACCGGUAAUAAUGGAUUAUUUUCAUGGAUUGGCGAUACUUUUGCUGGAAUUCCUUUGCUCGGAGGAAUUAUUGCUUCACCGUUUUACAUGACUGGUAGUAUACUUGGUAUAUUUGCUGGAUUUUUAGGCUGAGAAGCAAACAAUUACUUGAAUAUUUUUAGGUUGAAGUUAUCAUAGAUUCAAAGAAUAUAUUUUAUAAAAUAGUUCAAAACUAUUUAGUCAAUAAUGUAAAGUUAAAAAAUAAAUGAACAUAAAUCUGUUUUUAAUUUCUUCAUCAAUCA
This is a messenger RNA of Chelonus insularis, 1089 nucleotides long. Its product is annotated as cell wall protein DAN4-like. The coding region runs from base 65 to 940 and encodes 291 amino acids. The record is from RefSeq and is a predicted model, not a curated record. NCBI's taxonomy places the organism in Eukaryota, Metazoa, Arthropoda, Insecta, Hymenoptera, Braconidae. The transcript is spliced from 2 exons.